AUGGCGUUGUUCCUGAGACAGAAAGCUGCGAUGCUGCAGAUCUCCCUCCUGGCUUUUGUCGGUAAGCUCUCACUCCACAGCCGGCUGCUGCCAGGCUCAUGUAACUUUGAGUCCAACACCUGCGGAUAUGCGUCAGACUCAGACUUCACCAGCUGGACGCUGCACGGAGACGGACAUUUUGUUGCUGUGGAAACCGCGAGCGACGACGUGGAGGGCAGCUCAGGUUCUGGCAUCGAACCAAAGAGAGAAGCGACCGGAGUCCUGCUGAGCCCAUCCCUGGAGCACGACGAGUGGAGCUGCGUGCGGCUGGUGUACCAGAUCGCCGGGUCGGGUCUCCUGGAGGUUCUGCGGCGCAGCGAGGGGCGGAGCUUCGACACGCCGCUGUGGAGCAGCAGGACGCCAUCGGACAGCUUCAUCGCCAGCGUGGAUCUGCACAACGCCUCGGAGCCGUUCAGGAUUGUGAUCCAAGGUCAGGCUGGAGCGAGCGCAGGGCAGCGUGGCCAUCUUUGAGAUCCACAUCACCCCGGAUACUGCCUGGUGGAGUGUGAUUUUGAGGAGCCUCACCUGUGCGGCUACAACAACCAGUGGAACGUAAACGUGAACUGGUACGUUGGCGGCGGCGGCGUCCAGCUGCUGCACAACGGCAUGCCGGACGAUCACACGUACCACAACAAGACAGGUCACUUCAUGUACGUCGACUCCAGCUACGCCAAGACCUUCAAAGAGGUCGCCACGCUGGUCUCCCCCAUGGCCACCGCGCCAAUGUCCGGCUGCCUGAGCUUUCAGUACCAGCGAAGCGAGGAAAGAGGGAACAUGUUCACCGUUUUCACCCGGGACCGUCUGGGCCAGUACCAGGAGCUGUGGAAAGCCGAGUCCGACAACCGGGUCGACUUUAUCAACCCUCCAGGAGAGUGGAUCCCUGUGCAGGUGGACCUGAAGGCUCCAUACCCAGUGCAGGUGGUUUUUGAAGUGGGCUUCAACAGCCCGCGAGGCGGACAUGUUGCUCUGGAUGACAUUUCCUUUUCUCCAGAGUUUUGUAACAAAGACACAGAGCCAGCCUUCGAUCCGUCCAUCGCCAACUGUGAUUUUGAAUCUGGUCUCUGCCUCUACACCCAGGACCGCAGCGUCGCGUCGUCUUGGAGAAGAGUGUCGGUGAAACCCAACAUAUUCAGGAAUGGAGACCACACCACAGGAGCAGGGUCCUUCCUGUUGGCCCACUCCCGGAUGGGCCCGCGCUCCGGCUACGUUAGCAGCGUGAUCAGCCCCACGCUGCCGGGGAACAGCAGGUUCUGCCUCAGGUUCUACUUCUCUCUUAGAGGUUUCAACCAGACGGAGCAGGCGCUGGUGGUUUACCUGCUGCGGCAGGGAGGCCGGCGGGAGAAGAUCUGGACCCAGGCCGAAAAGUCCAGGGGAAUCUGGAUCUCAGCAGACGUGACCUUCCAGACGUCGCAGCCGGCCAAGAUGGCGUUCGUCAGCACCUGCAGGAGUUUCUGGGACUGCGGCUCCGUGGCGCUGGACGACAUCAGCCUGAAGCUGGGAGACUGUGAGCUGACGGCCGGCUUCCUGUCGGCGCCGCUGCCCGGACACUGCGACUUCGAGGCCGGACUCUGCGGAUACUCCCAGGACAAACACAGAGACGGCGCCGCCUGGCACCAGAGGAGGGGCCCCACUCCCACCUCCUACACGGGCCCCAGAGGGGACCACACCACAGGACUCGGGUACUACAUGUACAUCGAGGCGUCGUCGCCCAUGCUGCCGGGUCAGAGCGCGCGGCUGCGGUCCCGUCCUGUCCGGGGGACCCGGGGCCCUCAGUGUCUCCGGUUCUUCUACCACAUGUACGGGUCGGGAACCGGGAAGCUCCGGGUGUUCGCCGACGAGGACGGGGAGGAGGCGUUGCUGUGGCAACGGAGCGGCGAGCAAAGCGUGGCUUGGCUGAGAGCCCAAGUGGAAUAUCAGAGCCAGAGGCACCAUCAGAUCGUGUUUGAAGCGACUCGCGGCUCUUCAGUCAGGAGUGACAUCGCCAUCGAUGACAUCAUGUUGGACAGCGGUCCCUGCCCAGAGACGGAGGUCGGCGUCGCCGUGGGAAGCUCCAACGAGAUCGAGUAGAAAUAUCAGCAGUAGGAUGCAUGAACCCUCCACUUUCCUCACUUUUUAUUUUUGCACAUCAGACAACCCGAAGCGCUGUUGACUCCUACAUGUCAGCUGGAACAUGUGGAUUAAAGAAACUCAGUUUUGAAUGGGGCAACAUAUCAGAUAUAUCAGGCUCUCUCUGCACUGAUGCGCCACAGAUUGUCAGACGGUGUUUUCCUUCACACUUAUAUGCAUUAGAUUAAUGCUCAUCGCUUAAAUAAACCCAAGACUGUCGUUGAAUAAGAUUGUUUG
Molecule: messenger RNA, 2382 nt
Organism: Poeciliopsis prolifica (blackstripe livebearer)
Lineage: Eukaryota; Metazoa; Chordata; Actinopteri; Cyprinodontiformes; Poeciliidae
Product: MAM domain-containing protein 2-like
Biological process (GO): nervous system development
Cellular component (GO): membrane
Source: RefSeq, a predicted model, not a curated record